Molecule: messenger RNA, 719 nt
Organism: Ascobolus immersus RN42
Lineage: Eukaryota; Fungi; Ascomycota; Pezizomycetes; Pezizales; Ascobolaceae
Source: the annotation of a GenBank genome assembly
CCUCACGAUAUAACAGCUCCGAAGCGCCACCUUCUACUCCUCUCUCAUUACUUCUCUCUGCUCUUCAGCUCCAAUACCUCAACCACUCAAUUCAGCAAAGCACUUUUUCACCACGAAACAAAAACAACCUACUUCUUUUCACCAUGUCAUUCCCAGCAUCCUCCGGUGGUGACGACAGCAACGAGUCCAAGUACAACGAGCACGGCCUGCUCCGUAACCGCUAUGCCCCUCCAGCCGAAGAGAUGGUCGCCGGCGCCGGAAUCGACCAGAUGACGACCCACUUCAAACGUGAGAACGGAAGAUCCAAGUACGUUUCUCCCGCCGAGAAGAUGGUGGGCUCCAUUGCCGAUGGCAGCAUCCAUGGAAACACUGAUACCACGGGAAGAUUAUCCGCGAGAGGAUUCGGGACUGACGGCCGUGGAACGCCCUAUGCCAGCUCCUUGAGCGAGUUCAAGCGUACCGACCAUGAGGAUGUCGUGAGAGACCGUCAGUCGGAGGCUGCGGCUCCAGUCAGCGCACUCGGAAAGGUCUGGAAUCAGUACGUUUCUGGAAGAACUACCAAGGGAAUGGAGCCGGAAAAUGCCACCUCCGUCAGCUACAGCCAGCGCAAGAACGACACGGCAAAGCCAGAGUAGCAGACGGCUCCCUAUUACUAUUGUCGGGUUGGGGAUUGUUUGAAGUUUAGCGUUUAUGAAUUUUCUUCUAUUUUUAUUGUUGCC